Molecule: messenger RNA, 2489 nt
Organism: Stylophora pistillata
Lineage: Eukaryota; Metazoa; Cnidaria; Anthozoa; Scleractinia; Pocilloporidae
Molecular function (GO): protein binding
Source: RefSeq, a predicted model, not a curated record
CACAGAUCCUUACACCUGGAGGAUAAAAAUAAAGGAUAUCACGCCACCAGUCUUAACAUUUAUCAAUACUCCAUCUCGUUCUGGAGGCGACUUCCAAAUCACUUGGACAGCAAACGAAAAUGUUACAGCUCAAUGCACGGUGCAAACUCCUUCCCAGAUCUUAGGUCAGCCGUGCAAUUGGUCGUGGACUGGAAGCAAUCUAGCCGAAGGCUUCUAUAGCAUUUAUGUUCAGUUAACGGAUUUGGCAGGAAACUCGGCGCCGCCUGCCAGACACUCAUGGUUUGUAGACCGCACACCACCAACAGUUGUCAUAACUUCAAAGCCUGCGUCUCUUAGCAAUCAAAAUCCAUUUACUUUCGGCUUUAACUGUAAAGAAACCUGUACGUUUGAAUGUUCUGCACGUCAACAAGGUAUUAGUCUCGCUUAUUCACAGUGCAACAACUACAGAUACACGGCCAGCAAUCUACAGAACGGACAGACCUAUAUUUUUUACGUACGAGGAACAGAUGACGUCGGGAACCAGGGGAAUCCGGCUAAUUAUACGUGGACAGUUGAUUUACAACCACCAGUUAUCUCAAACAUGGCUUCUCAAACAGUGGAUUGCAAAUCAGAUCUCAGUCCAUCAGUCCUUGGCAAACCUUCAGUCAGCGACAACGAAGGAUCGAACAUCACAUUAACAUACCAAGAUCUUCCUGGAAGUAGCUGCAGCUUUCAAAGAAAAUGGACCGCAACAGAUCAAGCAGGCAACAGUGCCUCGAAAAUACAGGGAAUCAAUCUCAUCAACCUCAUGCCACCGACAGUAAGUUAUCAAGGCAAUGUCACCAUUGCUUGCGGAAGCUUUGACGAACAACAGCAAGACAUGCGCGAUGCCAUCAAUGUCACUCAUCCGUGCAAUCGGCCGAUCACGAUAACGUACGUCGAUUCUGUUCCCACAAUUCUAUGCGCCAGGACUUUCAAGAGAACAUGGACUAUUGCAGAUGACUGUGGGAGGCAAGUAUCUGUUAUCCAACAGAUUCGGAUCUUAGCUCUUCAGUCGCCGGACUAUCCUAAAAAUGGACAAGUUAAUGUGGCCCUGAGAGAGUCGCUUGAGUGGCCUCAGUAUCCGGGAUCUACUAGGUACAAUGUCUACCUUUGGCGGUACGGCUCUACAAAGCCUGCAUCACCAACUUCUCGGACCUAUUAUCGAAGAUAUACUCCCUCUUACCCAGGCUACCCCGCCGACACUAGGAUGCUGUGGAGAAUUGAAUAUGUUCUGAGUUCAGGUGCACUGAUUCCCAGUCCCAUUUGGGGAUUCCAAACCAGGGCUUUUCCGGAUUUUAAAGUAGAGAAGGUCAUAGCACCUCCAAACGCUUUUUCUGGUCUGAAGUUCGAAGUGUCGUGGAUCGUCCGAAAUAUUGGUAAGGUGGGAAAUGCUUUGACAACGUGGUAUGAUAGCGUGUACAUUGGAAAAAGUACUGACUUUCGAAAUGCAAGGCUUGCAACAACUGUCCGACGUAGAGAGAUUCUGUUUCAAAAUGAUGGCUAUACUGCAAAGGGAACAGUUCAACUACAAGUUGACGAGUUCGGAGUGUUUUAUGUUUUUGUUGAAACGGAUAGGUACAACAGAAUAAGCGAUAUCAAUCGUGCAAACGAUGUAUUGUUGGGUAACAGCCCGGUACACGUGUCACUCACUCCCCCUCCUAACCUGAAAAUUGAUAAAAUUGUGCUCCCAAGUCCAGCGCUCUCAGGUAAAGCCAUCAACAUAACGUGGACCGUGAAAAACUUUGGAAUGGGUGUAACUGCCCAUGAUGCAUGGUAUGAUAGAGUUUACCUGUCUAAGGAUGACAAACGAGACUGGUCUGACUGGAUCCUUGGCACAUUUUACCAUCAUGGUACACUGUCUGUUGGUGCAAGCUACAAGCGAAAACUACCUAUUACUCUCCCCAAUGCAAUUUAUGGCAAUUUUUCGAUUUUGAUAGUAACAGACCUUUACAAUGCUGUAUUUGAGCACAACAACGAGGGUGACAAUCUUAAAGCGCAGGCGAUGCGAAUACACUUAAGCCCUCCCCCAGAUCUGGUUGUAACUUCUAUCACGACGCUGGAAAAUUACUACACAGGAGAUGUGAUGGAGGUUCGUUUUAACGUUUCGAACAAAGGCCUCGGUGAACCCUUUAACUAUUGGUGGAGAGAUCGCAUGACCAUCACAAAUACUGCAUCAUUAAGAUAUAAAGUUCUUGGAGUCACCCGAUUUUCAGGAUUGUUUCCGCCCUCCUCGUGGUACGUUAGAACUGUGGAUUAUUUCAUUCCUUCUAGUUGGUCAACCGGACAAUACAACAUCACAGUUUACACGGAUUAUGAUGACGACGUUUUUGAAUUCAUCUUUAACCAUAACAACGAGAAAACCGUACACGUGAAUGUCACACAAAGGUUGCCCGACCUGACCGUCACGCAUGUCAACGUUUCUUUAACCGCUGACGACGUCCAAGCCUAGUUGAGUGUCUCUUUUUCGG